Manacus vitellinus (golden-collared manakin) is the source of this 1667-nucleotide messenger RNA. Its product is annotated as heat shock 70 kDa protein 4L-like. The record is from RefSeq and is a predicted model, not a curated record. Gene Ontology annotation, cellular component: nucleus; cytosol. The annotation marks the transcript as partial. Gene Ontology annotation, biological process: protein folding. Gene Ontology annotation, molecular function: ATP binding; ATP-dependent protein folding chaperone. NCBI's taxonomy places the organism in Eukaryota, Metazoa, Chordata, Aves, Passeriformes, Pipridae. The transcript has 12 exons.
GGAAGUGCCGCGAUGAAUUCCCUCUCUUUAAACCUGUUCUUACUUGCACCGUAUCUGGUGGCCGUGGAAUACCGAGGUCUGGCGAGGAAGAGGGGGGGGCAGUGGGCAGCGUCUGUGAUGAUGGGAUACGCAAGAGUAGAGCAUGUAUAUCUUUAGGAUCCAAGACCCGAGCCAUUGGGAAUGCAGCAAAGAGCCAGAUUGUCACAAAUGUAAAAAAUGCAUUACAUGGUUUCAAAAAACUGCAUGGAAGAGCAUUUGAAGAUCCUUACAUACAAGCUGAGAGGGCCAAACUUCCCUAUGAACUUCAGAAGAUGCCUAAUGGCUCCGUGGGAGUAAAGGUGAGAUACCUUGAUGAAGAGAGACUUUUUGCAGUUGAACAGAUUACAGGAAUGUUAUUGGCCAAACUGAAAGAGACUUCAGAAAGUGCUUUGAAGAAGCCAGUGGCAGACUGUGUAAUCUCAGUCCCUAGUUUCUUCACUGAUGCUGAAAGAAGGUCUGUAAUGGCAGCUGCGCAGAUUGCAGGAUUAAAUUGUCUGAAGCUGAUGAAUGAAACUACCGCAGUUGCAUUAGCCUAUGGAAUAUACAAGCAAGAUCUGCCAGCCUUGGAAGAGAAGCCAAGAAAUGUGGUCUUUGUAGAUAUGGGACAUUCUGCAUAUCAGGUUUCCAUCUGUGCUUUUAACAAGGGAAAACUGAAGGUCUUGGCUACUACCUUUGACCCUUUUGUAGGUGGUAGGAAUUUUGAUGAGGCUUUGGUAGACUACUUCUCUGAAGAAUUUAGGACAAAAUACAAACUGAAUGUAAAAGAGAAUCCGCGAGCACUGUUGCGAUUGUAUCAGGAAUGUGAAAAGCUCAAGAAGCUUAUGAGUGCAAAUGCUUCUGACCUUCCACUCAAUAUUGAGUGCUUCAUGAAUGACCUUGAUGUCUCCAGUAAGAUGAACAGAGCUCAGUUUGAGCAAUUGUGUGCUGCCCUUCUGGCCAGAGUGGAGCCUCCUCUAAGAGCAGCCAUGGAUCAAGCAAAACUUCAGCGUGAAGAUAUCUACAGUAUAGAAAUAGUAGGUGGGGCUACUAGAAUUCCAGCAGUGAAGGAACAGAUCUCUAACUUUUUCUGUAAAGAGAUAAGCACCACACUAAAUGCUGAUGAAGCUGUUGCAAGAGGCUGUGCCUUGCAGUGUGCAAUUCUUUCCCCAGCUUUUAAAGUGCGUGAGUUUUCCAUCACAGAUGUUGUUCCUUACUCUGUAACAUUGAGAUGGAAAUCAUCUUAUGAAGAAGGAACAGGGGAGUGUGAAGUCUUCAGUAAGAACCAUGCUGCUCCAUUCUCAAAAGUAAUUACUUUUCACAAGAAAGAGCCUUUUGACCUGGAAGCUUAUUAUACUCAUCCGCAUGAAGUGCCUUAUCCUGAUUCCAGAAUAGGGCGUUUCACUAUUCAGAAUGUUGGUCCCCAACCUGAUGGCGACAGUUCAAAAGUGAAGGUGAAAGUGCGUGUCAAUAUCCAUGGCCUUUUCAGCGUGGCUAAUGCUUCCAUAAUAGAGAAGCAGAACAUAGAGGGGGAUCACAACGACACACCCAUGGACACUGAAUCAUCAAGUAAGAACCAAGGCAGAGAUGAAGAGCUGGUAUGUAAACUUGGAAAUAUCUACACUGUAAUUCUGAUAAGAGAGCCAAUAAUU